Messenger RNA from Soboliphyme baturini, 476 nucleotides. NCBI's taxonomy places the organism in Eukaryota, Metazoa, Nematoda, Enoplea, Dioctophymatida, Soboliphymatidae. The record is from the annotation of a GenBank genome assembly.
AUGAUCAAAAGAAACGCCUACGUGUUUUUCCUCAGCUGCGAAACGAUAUGCAUCUGUUGCCAAAUCGUCCUCGUCGUCGUCGCCGCCUCCGCCGCCGCCACCAACGCCCUGAGGGAAGGGCACAUGAAACAGCUGGAGAACGUCCGCAAAAUCCUCGACAGACUCAGUCACGUCUUGCAGCUGACAAACCCGGACGUCAACAUCACCGCGGCCGAAUACCUGGCGGAAUCCAGGGAGGUAGGUGAUUUCGCUUUCGAGCAUAAAGACAUAAAGCCAGAUAUUUAUGGAGUUCAACGGCAGCACAUAUUUGAAAAGGACAUCCUCCUAACCGAGCUGCAGGCGUUGGAAAUUUUGCGUAGCGUCAUGAAACAGAGAAAUAUCGUAAGGAAUCCGACGAUGCUGUGGAAAAAGUUUCCCAUUGCUUACGAAUACCACUCGUCGAUGAGUAAGCGAAUCAAUUCUUUUAUUGCUUAGCC